Messenger RNA from Pollicipes pollicipes, 2272 nucleotides. RefSeq names its product sepiapterin reductase-like. Gene Ontology annotation, molecular function: sepiapterin reductase (NADP+) activity. Gene Ontology annotation, biological process: tetrahydrobiopterin biosynthetic process. The record is from RefSeq and is a predicted model, not a curated record. NCBI's taxonomy places the organism in Eukaryota, Metazoa, Arthropoda, Thecostraca, Pollicipedomorpha, Pollicipedidae.
GGGGGGGCGGUGAAUUGUCCGUGAUAUAUCCGGGCCCUACAUCUGAACGAACCAUGGUCCUUGCCAGCAUUCCAACGUACGGAGCUUCCCUCCGCGCCCUCGACAACCGCUUGAUUACGUGUAGUGGCUUGUUCAGAUGGCAUGGCGCUCCCAGAUGCCGGGCAUGCGCGGUGGCUGCUGCCCCUGGGCAUAUUUCUCAAUACUUAAUCGGGGUCACCAACAUUAGGGUACCGGUGUCGGAAUUUUGACAAGAUGGAUCCCUGGAAUUCUGCUACAUGUCCAGCAUCUGAGUCAGGUGGUGCUGCCAAAACCAUGGAAGGUCCAGAUUCAUGCACGAAUGGUUUUGAGGACAGCUUUGUGAACAAAGAUGGAUGGAAAACUGUUGUGGAUGUGCCACACAUGGGGAAAAUUCCUGCUGAGAAGCUUCCAGACUCAGAUAAAUAUUUGAGUAAGCUUUACGGAAAGCUGUCUUGUCUCCACCAAGCCACGUCCGCCAAGCACCUGUUAAACUCUAUCCAGGACGCACGCGACGACCACCUCGUGCGCCUGUUGAAUUCUUCGAGCACGUGCGACCAGGGCACUGACGCUGACGACCACCCAGUGACGGCUAGCUACUUGCAGCGCCGUCUGCUGCCGCAGACCGUUCCGCUCAGUAGCGAAGAGCUACUUCAGCUACUGCACGCCGACCAGCUGCAGCGCGCACACGAGGAGGCUCGUCAGGAGGACGAGGAGCGAGCGCCGACGGACGACAGCGCCGAGCCAGCGUCUGAGAGGUAGUCGGGGAGCCCGCCAGCCAUGGUGGAUCUGAACCGGCCGACGCUGUGCUUGGUGACUGGCGCCAGCCGCGGGCUGGGCCGCGAGCUGGCCGUCCAGCUCAGCUGCCGACUCGGCCCCGGCUCGGUGGUGGUGCUGACGGCGCGCAACCACAGCGACUUGGUGCGUACCAGCGAGCUGAUCGCGCUGGCAGCACCGCGCGAGCUGCGCGUCGUGCCGCUCGCCUGCGACCUGGCGGCCGCCGAUGGCCUCGAUCUGGAGCGCAUCGUCGGCAGCGGUUUGGACACCGACGCGCCGCUCGAGGCCGCCAUCAUCGUGCACAACUCCGGCAGCGUUGGCGACGCCUCGCGCACGGCGCUGCUUCACGACAACGUCGGCUACAUCGACACCUUCUUCAAGCUUAACCUGUCGGCGGCAGUGGCGCUCAACGCCAUCUUCGUGCGCCGGGCGCAGGCGCGCGUGAAGCACGUGACCGUGAUCAACAUCUCGUCACUGUGCGCUCUGCAGCCGUUCAAGUCGAUGAGCCUCUACUGUGCGGGCAAGGCGGCGCGCGACAUGUUCUUCCGCGUGCUGGCGGCCGAGCACCCGGAGCUGCGCGUGCUCUCGUACGCGCCGGGCCCGCUGGUAACGGACAUGUCGCGCGAAAUCGCUCGCUCCUCGGCCGACCCCGACGUCAAGCAGGCGUUCAGCGACGGCCUGGCUGGCAGCUUCCUCACCUGCCAGACCACGGUCGACCGAUUCAUCGGCCUACUCGAGAGCGACAAGUUCGAGUCGGGCGCGCACGUCGACUUCUACGAUGAGGUUUGAGCAGUGGGAAUUCGGAGCGUGGAGAGGGCCGAGUGGAGGCGCGUCCGCUGGAGUAAGCGGAUGGUGUCGCACUUCGGCCUUUGUUGGGCGUUCCUGCAGAGGUGGCGCUGGUGGCAGUUGGGGCAUCGCUUACGUGCUUCAUGAUAUACGCUGUAGGGCAGGGUGUAGUGUGCGCUAAAGGAAAGUGUCAUUCGUUUCUUAAGUUCCGUUAGUGGGAGAAGGGAGUUGUAUGCAAGCUGUGUUGUAAAACUCGGCAAGAUAUUAUGGCACACCACAUUUUUCAGGGCAUCUGUUCAGGGCCAUUCAAUGCCAGUGUCCAGAUUCUCGCUCCUCAUGAUUGCACUUUUCUGUCCUUUUCUGAUCUAAUGGAACUGCACUGCAUGAAUCGCCUGAAAUUAUGACUCAUGUACUUGUUUGUGAUAGGUUUCUGCCAUGUUGUGGCAGGCGAUUCGUGUCGUAUUUAUGCAGAUUAUUUCGAACUGUUUUGUACGUGCGCCUCUUUUGUCUGGAACAUUGUGAAGUACCUGAUUUAUUCCAGAAAGGCUGACGUUGCUCUGGAAUAGUUUUCAAGGAGAUGAGGACUGUGUUUCUACUCGUGGCGUGGGUUUUGCCCUUCGGUGCUUUGAAGUGUAUCGUCAAUACAGAACUGGCAUUCCACCUCCUCUCGCCGAAAUAAAAAAAACCCGUUGGA